Messenger RNA from Jatropha curcas, 1849 nucleotides. RefSeq names its product ARF-GAP domain 5 (gene AGD5). The record is from RefSeq and is a predicted model, not a curated record. Gene Ontology annotation, molecular function: GTPase activator activity. NCBI's taxonomy places the organism in Eukaryota, Viridiplantae, Streptophyta, Magnoliopsida, Malpighiales, Euphorbiaceae.
AAAAAAAAAAAAAAAAAAAAAAAAAAAUUACAGAGAGGAAGAGAGGAGAGACAGAUCAAAAAGAGGAAAUUGACCUCAAUUUCUCUGUAAUUUCUUCUUUGUUUCUUCUCUCUCUCAAUUUAUCCGAUUUUCAGGUCUCGUACGGUCGCCAUGAACGAGAAGGCCAACGUAUCCAAAGAGCUUAAUGCUAAGCACAGAAAGAUCUUGGAAGGUCUCCUUAAAUUGCCUGAGAAUAGAGAAUGUGCUGACUGCAAAUCCAAAGGUCCAAGAUGGGCAAGUGUUAAUCUAGGGAUCUUUAUUUGCAUGCAAUGUUCAGGGAUCCACAGAAGUCUUGGCGUGCACAUAUCAAAGGUUCGAUCUGCAACCCUUGACACAUGGCUUCCUGAGCAGGUUGCAUUUAUUCAAUCAAUGGGAAAUGAGAAGGCAAAUAGUUACUGGGAGGCGGAAUUACCCCCUAACUAUGAUAGAGUUGGCAUAGAGAAUUUCAUUCGUGCAAAGUAUGAGGAGAAGAGAUGGGUCGCCAAAGAUGGACACCCAAAAUCCCCUCCUAGAGGGCGUGAUGAAAGUUCUGCUGUGAAUUGGCAGAGACCCAAUGAAAGGAGUGGGCAUCAGCGUGCCAGCAGUUCAGAAAAUAGUUUUGAUGAAAGAAAGAAUGCUCAACCUUCAAGUUCGAAAGACAGUAUUCCUGCUGCAAGAAUUAGCAUUCCCGUUCCUCCCAAGGGACCUGAGCAGGUUGCACCUCCUGCAAAACCCCAACAGGGUAUUCAGGAAGCUGAACCUAAGGUGGAGUCGACCGACACAACAAAGAAUGCUGCCACUACUGCUCCAGCCAUUUCUGUAUCUAAAGUUGAUUAUGCUACUGACCUCUUCAACAUGCUAUCCAUGGAUGGAAGAAAAGAAAAUGGCUCAGAUGCAGCUUCCAAUGAUGAUAAUGGGUGGGCAGGUUUUCAAUCUGCAGCUGCAGCUGCUGAAGAAGAAUCAACAACUGAGAAAACUGGUCCGAUUAAAGCAGUUCAGAGUAAUGCUAACUCCAGUUCUGGAAUUGAGGAUUUAUUUAAAGAUUCUAUUCCCUUAACUACUGCGUCAGUGUCAGAGAAACCCGAAAAAGAUGUAAAAAAUGACAUUAUGAGCCUUUUUGAGAAGUCCAAUAUGGUGUCCCCAUUUGCAAUGCAUCAACAGCAACUUGCUAUGUUGGCUCAGCAACAAACUCUUCUUAUGGCUGCUGCAGCAAAAUCAGGUGGUGUGGACCCAAAGUUUCCUGGCAGUAUUCAACAGCCUGGAUCCAAUGGUAUUAACUUGCCUGCUCAAAAUUGGCAGAAUGUUGGAUUCCAAUUUCCUGGAUUAGUGAUGCCAGUAGCUGGGCAGAGUGAUCCUCGGAAACUUGUGCAGACUGGCAACACAGGAUUCACAAACCAAGCCGGAGGCUCUAUACCAUAUCCAACAUCAAGCUUUUAUACCAUGGGACAGGCUACCUCGGUAAACGGCGUGACUACUGCAGGAGUAAGUAAACCUCAAUCAGCAGCUCCAGUUUCAUCAGGGAAUUCAUCACAAACUGGAAAGGAUUAUGAUUUUUCCUCGUUAACACAAGGCAUGUUCUCCAAGCAUUAACUUCCUGCGAGAGUGACAACAUUGUUGGCCUUUUUCAUACCAAUCCCGAAGCAGUUUGUAUUACAAGAAAAUAGCACCUGAAAAGGUUUUUCCUCCUGUAUUGGUGAUUGUAAACUAUUUUGUAGAGAGUUUCACUUUUUGUUUUUCCUCUUUUAAUAUUUGGUUGAUGGCUCAUUUGUAUGAGUAGAUGUAUCCAUUGCAAUAAAUAUGGGUUUUAGAUUGAUCUCAUAUUUUUCUUCUU